Cryphonectria parasitica EP155 is the source of this 1185-nucleotide messenger RNA. Its product is annotated as DFP-domain-containing protein. Gene Ontology annotation, biological process: coenzyme A biosynthetic process. Gene Ontology annotation, cellular component: cytoplasm; nucleus. The record is from RefSeq and is a predicted model, not a curated record. NCBI's taxonomy places the organism in Eukaryota, Fungi, Ascomycota, Sordariomycetes, Diaporthales, Cryphonectriaceae. The transcript is spliced from 3 exons. Gene Ontology annotation, molecular function: phosphopantothenate--cysteine ligase activity. The coding region runs from base 1 to 1185 and encodes 394 amino acids.
AUGGCUCCUUCAGCAGAAGCCACACCGGCGGCCGUGGAGGACCAAUACUUCAGCUCCAACCCGCCACCAAAAGCCCUAUCAGAGCACAUCGCUCAGGCCCGCGACUUCAUCGACUUCCACGCCGCCGCAAAACGCCGCGUCGUCCUCGUCACGUCUGGCGGCACGACUGUACCCCUUGAGAAGCAGACGGUGCGGUUCAUCGACAACUUCAGUGCCGGCACGCGCGGUGCCACGUCGGCCGAGUACUUCUUGGAGAACGGCUACGCGGUCGUCUUUUUGCAUCGGCAGUUCAGCCUGCUCCCAUACAGCCGGCACUACAGCCACGCGACCAACUGCUUCCUGGACUUUCUGGACGAGGGGCCCGGCGGCACCGUGGUGGCCAAGCCCGAGUUCGGCGAGAGCAUGCUCAACGUCCUGCGCAAGUACCAGACAGCGACAAGCAAGAAUCUCUUGCUCACAGUGCCGUUUGUCACCAUCGGCGACUACCUGCACGAGCUGCGCGCCAUCGCGAGGCUGAUGCACCGUCUGGGCCCGGAUGGGUUGUUGUAUCUGGCCGCGGCGGCGAGUGACUUCUUCCUGCCGCAGGACCGAAUGGCGGAGCACAAGAUCCAGAGCACCGAUGCGGCGGACGGGGUCAAGAAGGCCUCGUCCUCGCUGAAGACCAGUCCUACUCUGAGCGGUGGUGGUGGUAAUGACGAAGAGUUUGAUAAUUUUGAUUCGACUACCAAGGUGCCGCGGAGUAAGAGGCUCAUUGUGGAUCUUGACCCGGUACCCAAGUUCUUAAAGAAUUUGGUCGACGGGUGGGCGCCCCAGUGCAUGAUCGUGUCGUUCAAGCUCGAGACGGAUCCAGAAAUUCUCGUGCACAAGGCCAAGACCGCCCUAGAGCGGUACAGCCACAACCUCGUCAUUGGCAACCUUCUGUCCACCCGCAAGUGGGAGGUUGUCUUCGUCGCGCCUGGCCGGCCCGACAAGUGGAUCCGCACCCCCGGCAUCGAGACCAAACAGGAUCUCCAUCCCCCGCCUGAGGACAAGCCGCUGGACCCUGCCCUGCUGCCCGAGGGAGAUCCUGAUGUGGAGCUUGAGAGCCUCAUUAUUCCUGCACUGGAAGAGCUGCACACGGCACAUAUUCAGGAGGCAGGGCUGAAGAGUGCUGGAAAUGGUAAUGCUGAAACAGAGACAGUGUAG